CUGAUGGUUUAUUUGCUUAGAGAUCAGCUUUUACUAGGUGAUCCUUUGAAACAUGUUAGCAGGUCCCAGCUCAUUCUUUUAAAAAUUACAUGUUCAUGCUAGACCUAAGCACUUGGCCAAAUACUCAUGAUGGGGAAUUGUUUCUGAGAAAACUGGUAAGAGCUCUCACUUCAGUGUUACUUAACCAACUGCUAUACCCUGCAGAGGAAGCCAGCUAAUUGUAGUUUUGAUAAGGCUAUCUGUCAUCGUAGAAUACCUUUCUCUGGUAGCUGAAUGAAAAUCAACUAUGCAUUCCAUACUGAACAGGCCAGAGAUAAGGACUUUUAGGCCUGCCUUACAAACUGCCUUCAGCAGCUGACAUGAGUUAUUUCCCUUUUCUAUUUUGUUCUGCUCGAAUUUGUAUCUAUGAAGACUGUAGCCCAGAACACAAGAUAAGCAUGAAAAGUUCUUGGGCUAAGAUUACCAAUAUAUAGGACAUUUUGAUGCCAUCUUUUUGUAUUUCUGAAACUACUAAAGUUGUAAUCCCUGUUAAAAAUGAAAAACAUAAAGAACGUAAAAUCAGUUGCAAAAGGGAUGGAAAAUAGACUGAUGACCAAAUACUUGUUUUUAUACAAACAUGUUUUCAUAUUCUAAAUAUAUGCUAGUGGGGUUUUUUUCCUUAGCUAUAAGUGGAAGUGCCCAGUAUGAACUCAGGUGUGUGUGGUUUUCAACAUACACAAAUUUUUAGUGAUUUUUAAAAGGGAUUACUGGUACUGAAUAAUUUUAUAUUUCCUUUAUUACAUAACUUAUAAAUAGUAAAAGGACUAUCACCCUUUGGGGAAUUAUAUUUUAGUGGUCUAGGCAAGAAUAUGGGUUGUCAUUUGGGCCACUAGUGAUUCUCCAGAGAAGCUAGACUAGGCAUUUUUUCUCAGUAUGCCUGAUGUUCCUCAUUUAUAACACAGUGAAAAUAUUAUGAUCCACUUUAAUUAUAUUUCACACCAGAGUUCCUCUUUGGCAAGUACCCCAAAUACAGAUGCUUGAACUGCAAUAGAUUUAUAUUUUAAAGCUAAAUUUCUCAUAGAGAUAGAGAAUCAAGUUAUUUUUUUAAUUAACUAAACUUUAGUCCCUGCUAAACUCAAUGACUAUUCCCCUUCUUCCUGAUUUCCAGUGUGAUUCAUUUUAAUAUAUUAUUAACUUUGUUUGCCUGCAUCCUGUUGAAGACUACAAUAUUACCACAUAAGCCAAAUCAAAUUUAAUGAGAAAGACUUCAUAGACCACUAUCAAACAUAUCACCAAACUCACGGUAGGCGAUCCAUGCAGGCCUUCUUUAAUAUCCUAAUAUAAUGACUCUAUAAAACAGAACAGUCCCUUUCAUGUCAGUUGACUAGUGGCAACAGUUUGGACUUACAUGAGACCUCAGAGUGUUUUUUGAAACAUUGACUUCACACAAAAUGAUGAGUACUAAUAAUACAAGUUUUCAUUUCUGAACAAGUGCAUUUUCAGGGAAAAUGGAAUAAGAACUUUUUUUUUCUGGCACUCCCUAAUUACGAGGAGGCAGAUACCUAAGAAUAUGAGCACACAACAUGCUGAGUCUUUCACCUACUUCAUUUCAGCAUCCCAGCAGGUGAAAUGAGGAUACUAAUAGCCUAUCUGCCUAUUUUGAUUUUUCAGUAAAAUAACACAAAAGAAAGCCCGUGGUAGAAGAGUGUACUGUUUAUGCCAAGGGAACAUUUUGGCAUGGUAGCCCAUCUUAACGGAAAUAUGGAACAAAUAGUCGCAUGGGUAAUUAUUUGAAAAACUACACUCCAUCUUCAGUGUACUCCUUAUGUAUGUGUUUGAACUGCCAUGGCCAAUAGACCCCAGCUUUGUCCCCAGAUUUCUCUGAUGUCCCUCCCUGCCAAGACCACAAGAAACCCUGAUUGCUCUGCAGUUAGUGACCUACUAUCUGCUUACUGGGGGAUCUCAGGGCUUCUUCCAUCAGAUUUACCCACUUACUCGUUAACGUUUUUUUGACUACCUAGUUUGUGCUAGGCAGAGUAAGGGUAGUUGGGUAUACAUAGGUGAAUCCAGUGGGGAUCCUGCCCUCAAGAGGCUUAGUUAUGAAGCCCAGACAUGCAUAUGACAUAAGAGAUAUAAUACUUAGUGGCAGAGGAGAGGACAUGGUUGCAAAAAAGAGAGAGAUUACUGCAAGUGAGAAAAUUAAGGAAGCCUUUGGAGCCACAGGAACUCACAGCUAUCCACUUCCACCUUCCUGGUAGCUGCUGUAGGGGUCUGGGAACUGUUGCACUUCCAACCCAAGGAAGAGUCCCCCUUGUGAAAGACCCAAGUGGCCCUGCCCUCUCGAUCCUAUUAAAAUCCAAGCAAAAUUUUAGGUUCCUGGUCGCCCUCUGGCUUUCUCUGAUCAUUUCUUCCUUUUGGUGGAGAAUCAGCUGAAUAAGCUGAUUUGGCCACUAUCAUCAGUCUUGUAUCACCACCACUUGUCAGCCAAGAUGACUUGAGUGAGACGUGUAAUGGUAGCUGAAGGAGACUUUCAGUACUUCUAAGAAAGGAUUGCAUCUGCCAGUAAGGCCUUGCACAGAAGUGGGGACAACGGUGUGUUCCCUAAUCCCCUGUUUUUCCAUUGUGUGCUAUUACAGAAAGCAUUGUUUUGGAAUGAAAAGACACAGUUCAUUUCCUUGUGGUUAGGUCUGUCUCCAAAUUUUCCUUUGAUUUGGGUAUCAAGUGAAAAUCUUGGUAUCAAGUGAGUAACUAAGGUAGUAACAAAAGCUAGAAAUGAAACAAGACACGGGACAUUUUUGGUCACUAAACUAUGGAUGAAUUGAUCUGGAAUUCUUACACCCAUGUUACUCCUUCCUUGCCCCCCUUUUCCUACCCCCAAAUUCCUCAUGAGUAUGACAGAAGAGGUCUUGAACCAGCUUCUGGCCAUUACUCAGUGGAUACAGUGCUUGAAUUAUUCAGAAAAUGUUUAAAUGCCAUCCUUUAAAUGUAAGCCCUACUUAUUACUCUUUGGAACUCCUUUAUGGAAUAAUGGAAAAGCGAGUCAUCUUGAUAAGAAAAUAUCUGAGUCUUUACAGAAGAACAAGGAUAAAAAUGGAGGUCUUGAGAAGGAAUGGCAAAAUGAUCCUGCUGCAGUGCUAGGAGAGAAUGAUGAACUGAACUGACCCUCUCUUCUUCACAUCUUGUAACAUGUGUCCGACCAACCACCACAGAGCAUUUUGGAUAUAGGACUCUGCUGUGGAUCACAAAAUGUGGCCGGUGAAUGGGUCUUUGGACGCCAUUUGGCCUAAAUCUUGACCCAUCUCCAUUUUCCCGAAAAGAGACUUGGGGUUCGAGGCCGAGGGGGAUUUGCCCAAGGUCACACAAGGGGUAGACUGAUUUCUGUGUUCCUGCAGCCCAGAGAACAAGCUAUCUUGUGCUACCCGAGGCUUCACGAUGGGUUGCCUGGCUGGCGCGUGGCCAGACUUCCAGUCUCCUGUGUUGAUGGCGGUUGCCGUGGCAGUGGCACAUUGUUUCCCCGCCUCAUCUUGGUGACGUUAUGGGACCAGCGUUCAAUGGGAAAGCAGCUCCGCGUCAAGCACCGCCUUUCCCGACGGGCACUGCCUUAGCGACUGGGAGACAAGCGUCGACAAGUGCUGGACCGGCUGGCUCGGGUCGCGGUCGCGGCGUUACAUCGUUUUCCAAUCUGUCCGCAAACGCCGCCGCCCGAGACAGAGCCAGGAUGUUCGGGAUGCUGAGCAGCAGCUUUGAGGAUGAUCCCUUCUUCUCUGAUUCUUUUAUGGCACACCAAGAAAGUAUGCGACAGAUGAUGAGAAAUUUUUCUGAACCUUUUGGAAGAGACCUGUUCAGCAUCUCUGAUGGCAGAGGAAGAGCUCGUAACCAUACGGGACAUGAGGAUGGAGAAAAUUCCUUGACUGAUAUCCAGAAGGAAGAAGGAAAAAUUGGAAGACUAGUCUAUGCUAGAGCUGUCCCACAGCCAAGGAUACACCACUCACGUACAGAUGUCAACCCUUUUCAGGCAAUGGACCGAAUGAUGUUAAAUAUGCGAAACAGCAUGCAGGAAUUACAAAGAAACUUUGGUAACCUUUCAACGGAUCCAAAUGGACAUUCGUUUAGUUCUUCCUCAGUUAUGACUUAUUCCAAAGUAGGAGAUGAACCACCAAAAGUUUUCCAGGCCUCAACUCAAACCCGCAGGGCUCCAGGAGGAGUAAAGGAAACUAGGAGAGCACUGAGAGAUUCUGAGAGUGGACUAGAAAAAAUGGCUGUUGGUCAUCACCUCCAUGACCGAGCUCAUGUCAUUAAAAAGUCAAAGAACAAGAAGACUGGAGAUGAAGAGGUCAAUCAAGAGUUCAUCAAUAUGAAUGAAAGUGAUGCUCAUGCUUUUGAUGAUGAGUGGCAAAAUGAGGUUCUGAAGUACCAACCAAGGGGACAAUGGCACAAUCUAGAAAACUCUAAGAUGCGAAACAUUGGUCAUGAGAAUUCAGGAUCCCGAGAACUUAAAAGAAGGGAGAAACUGCAUCAAAGUCCAGCCAUUGAACGUGGAAGAAGAUCAAAUGUUUAUGUGGAUAAACUCAACAUCAAAGGAUCACCUAUGAAGAUCAACAAAAAAUAAAUAGCAUUGCACUUGA
This is a messenger RNA of Aethalodelphis obliquidens (Pacific white-sided dolphin), 4604 nucleotides long. It is a transcript of the gene MLF1, whose product is annotated as myeloid leukemia factor 1. The transcript has 10 exons. The record is from RefSeq and is a predicted model, not a curated record. The coding region runs from base 3515 to 4588 and encodes 357 amino acids. NCBI's taxonomy places the organism in Eukaryota, Metazoa, Chordata, Mammalia, Artiodactyla, Delphinidae.